AUGGCGUCCGAAGGCGAAAGUGGCAGCUUACGCGACGAGGCGGACAAAGCCUCUGAUUCCAGGACUGGGCGAGAUACGAGUACAGCCAGGGAAUCACGACGUGGACGUGGACGUGGACGUGGAAACGCCGCCGGGUCUUCAAGGUACGGACAGAUCCAUUUUGUGAACGUGUCACACCCUGGCGAUGUUCGCCAUCAGAUGACGGACAUCCGCCGCUUUGUCAUGCGGGGCGGCAACCAGCAACGGCGGACACAAGAAUCGGGACAACAGAAUCCUCCGGCUACUCGCGCACGCCUCGGAUCCGAUGACAGCUCGCCCGGCCGGUCAUUGCCGCCACUCGGAAGCUUCCCCGUGCCAGGCGACACGCGUAUGCUGGAACUGGUCCGCUUUGCUAACGAAGUGACGGAUGUCUAUAUCCCUUUUCGCGCUACGUGGUUUGAGGUGUCAUUGAUGGACCCCGGAGCCUUUGAAGUUAUCCUCGGCAAUAACGCUAGCUUUUGGGAGAGGAUGGCCACAAAUAAUACGGUAUCCAAGACUCCAGAAGUCAUGAGGCACUAUUCACAGUCCAUUGUUCAGCUGCGGCAGCGUCUCGAUGACGAAACCGCGGUGAGAGGGCAGGGGAUCGUGGCGAAUGUUUUAGGCCACGUUUGUCUCAACAUGAGACACUGCGACUGGGCAACUUGGAAGGUUCACAUGGAUGGAUUAUGCCUCAUCCUAAAUACUCGUGGAGGGCUCUGUGACUUGGCUUACCCAAUAGUUUUACUGAUACUAUUCUACGACUUGGUCGGGGCCAUAGUCUUCGACACCAGUCCGCGAUUCCCUCUAUACGCAAGCUUUGGGAUCCCAAGCCCUAAUGGAGAUAUCCUAUCGACGUCUCCGAGGCUACGAGCCCUAGUCUUGCGAUUGGCGCAGAAGUUUGACAUGGUUGCGGCGGGAGAAGCCUUGACCAAGAUGUCACACAUGUCCGGAAUCAUAAAAGAGAAGAGUAGAUCCAGCAACUUCUGGAAGAAGGACGUCGAUGGGCUUCUCAUGAUUAGCCCGGCUCUACAUUUUUUGCUAUCCAUGCCACGAUUACCCGACGAUUAUAUGACCCAUGCUAACCGUGGCGACCUCGUCACUAGAGAGCUAGUGCGACUUACAUGUCUCACCAUCAUGUCUGUCUUGAAAGAAAAGUUCAGCUUCUUUACUGUUGAGAGAGCUGGAUUGCAAGCUCGGCUUGUGCAAUUCGUUGCUGCCAAUAUACGCCACGUCGAACCCGACUACUUCGACAUCAAAGUCUGGGCAUUGAUUACCGGUGCGUUGAUGGAAGAACGUAGCUUGAGAGACUUGUACAUCAAUGAGAUUAAACACAUCAUGAUGAUGACGAAUACCUCGGUGGGAAACUUGAUUCAUAUCACGCAGGAGAUGGUCUGGAUUGAUGCUCUAACGUCGUCUUCCGCCAACGAGUUGAUACAGGAUAUUGAUGAUGGAAAUUCUUUAUAG
This is a messenger RNA of Trichoderma aggressivum f. europaeum, 1482 nucleotides long. RefSeq lists its product as uncharacterized. The coding region runs from base 1 to 1482 and encodes 493 amino acids. The transcript is spliced from 4 exons. The record is from RefSeq and is a predicted model, not a curated record. NCBI's taxonomy places the organism in Eukaryota, Fungi, Ascomycota, Sordariomycetes, Hypocreales, Hypocreaceae.